AUAAAAUGGCUGUGCCUCUGUUAUCAGCUGCUCGCAUCAAAACAGUAGUUUAGGUUAUGUUUAGUACCUACAGGGUGGUUCAUUUCUGGUACCUACAUGAAAAUGAAGUUUCGCACAGUUUUCAAUUGUAUUAAAAAAAUUAACAUAAUUUCAGUACGGUAUUACACACCCCGUCGUGCGUUGAUGUACGUGCCCGGUGACAAUCUCCGUAAAUUAUCCAAAGCAUUUACGCUGGACGUGGAUUGCAUUGCGAUGGAUUGCGAAGACGGUGUGGCGUUAAGUCAAAAAGAAACGGCUCGAAGUACGAUCCGCAGCAUUCUCGAUACCGAGAAGAACGUGACGAGACGCAAUUUCGAUAGAGCGGUGCGCGUAAAUCCGGUCAACAGCGAAUUUUGUCACGACGAUCUUCGAGCGGUUUUGACGGCAAAAUAUUUACCCGACACAGUUUUACUACCGAAAGUCGAAGAUAAAGGGCAUCUCGAAUGGUUUGCAGAUCAAGCAAAUGCUUUGAUAAGGGAUGAGGCAAAAAUAGAUUUGAUUAUCUAUGUUGAAUCGGCUUUAGCUGUAAUUAAAUGCUACGAGCUUUGUAAAUACACAAUGGAACUAGCGGAGAAUGGGAAGUUUCGUCUGGCUGGAGUUGUGUUUGGUAGCGAUGAUUUGUGUGCGUCUCUUGGUAUAACAAGAUCACAUGAUGGUGCUGAAUUAUUAUACGCUAGACAAAAAGUAGUACUGAUUAGCAAAGCUUUCAAUUUACAAGCAAUUGAUAUGGUCCACAUCGAUUUUAAAGACUUGGUAAAAUUGAAGGAGUAUUGCGAACAGGGGGCACAAAUGGGUUACACUGGAAAGCAGGUGAUACAUCCCGAUCAAGUACCAGUAGUUCAGACUGCAUUUUUACCAAACAAAAAACAAGUUGAAUGGGCUACGGGCCUAUUGGAAUCUUUUAAAGAGCAUCAGAAAAAAGGACAGGGGGCAUUUGUUUACAAAGGUAUUAUGAUUGAUAUGCCGACUAUGAAACAAGCACAAAAUAUUGUGGAUAUUCUCAAGUUAACCUCAAGUAGUCUCUAGUUUGAACACCAAGAAGUUUGGAGCAUUAAAAAUUAAGGCUAAAUAGUUAUUAGAUGUUUUGUAGAUUUUUUUAAAUGAAAUCCUUGCUAUUUUUGUUUUAUUCAAAACAAUAAAAUUAUAUGUUAAGAGGCUUUUCAAAUUA
Molecule: messenger RNA, 1207 nt
Organism: Photinus pyralis (common eastern firefly)
Lineage: Eukaryota; Metazoa; Arthropoda; Insecta; Coleoptera; Lampyridae
Product: citramalyl-CoA lyase, mitochondrial-like
Exons: 6
Coding region: 97-1065 (322 amino acids)
Biological process (GO): regulation of cobalamin catabolic process
Molecular function (GO): (S)-citramalyl-CoA lyase activity
Source: RefSeq, a predicted model, not a curated record